AUGUCUGGACCAUCGAUAAUGCAGGGGACGAACAGCAGUAAUGGUCAACAAGCCGCGCAACAGGCCUCUUCACAAGCUCAGGGCAGCGAAAACAACAACAACAACACCUCUACGGCCUCUUCUCAGCAAGCGCUUCCUCCAACCCAGCGGCCUUCUGAUGCCGAAGUCAUACGUCAACUAAGGACUGUUCCCUCGCCCCUGGAACGUUACGCCGGUCGAUACACUAUCAGCUACUGGCCUAAAGUGGACUUUGAAUUCACCAUCGAACUCAUCGUCGUCGGCUGGACUCUUCGCGGGAGAUUCGACCUGGGCCCCAUUACGGGUGUGCUCGAGCUGGACGAAGUCCCUACUCCUUAUCCCGAUGGCUCUACCGAUAGCGUUCUCAUCCGAUGGCGUGGCUACGAGCCCGAGACUCAAGUAUUUCACGGUGGAUAUAACAAUGAUGGCUGGAUAGCGUUCCUUGGUAACGGAGAGAUUGAGGGAUUUGUCAGUUUUGAUAAGAUUCACUUUGGAGGCAGCCGAGUGUCAGAUGCUGGGACGACGGGCAUUGACAAGACAAACUUGUGGGAUGAUUGGGUGUAUUAUGAGGAGAAUGCUAGAUUAUCGCGCCAGUCACUUGCCUACUAA
Molecule: messenger RNA, 627 nt
Organism: Trichoderma citrinoviride
Lineage: Eukaryota; Fungi; Ascomycota; Sordariomycetes; Hypocreales; Hypocreaceae
Exons: 1
Coding region: 1-627 (208 amino acids)
Source: RefSeq, a predicted model, not a curated record